Molecule: messenger RNA, 2669 nt
Organism: Haliaeetus leucocephalus (bald eagle)
Lineage: Eukaryota; Metazoa; Chordata; Aves; Accipitriformes; Accipitridae
Gene: HTRA2
Product: HtrA serine peptidase 2
Exons: 7
Coding region: 1382-2458 (358 amino acids)
Biological process (GO): proteolysis; programmed cell death; positive regulation of apoptotic process
Cellular component (GO): mitochondrion
Molecular function (GO): serine-type endopeptidase activity; protein binding
Source: RefSeq, a predicted model, not a curated record
GACACGCUGUUGCCGCACUGGCACCUUCUUGUCCUCCAGGGCUGUUGGCGAAGCUGCCUUCUAGGCAGCGGCCCCAGGCUGUCCUGUGGCAUGGGGUUACUCUGUCUCAGGAGCACGACUUUGCAUUUACCUUUGAACUCCAUAAUGUUCCUGCCAUCCUGUGUCUCCAGCCUGUUAAGGCACCUCUGAAUAGUAGCUCUGCCCUUCGGCUUGUUGACCGCUCCCUCCAGUGUGGUGUCACCUGCAGGCUUGCUGAACGUGUGUAGUGUCUCAUCCUCCAGUUCAUGAACAUGAAAGGUGUUAAAUGGCAUUGGCCCUUCUCUCGGUUCCUGAGGCAUGGUGUUAGCUGACCACCAGCUGGACUUGGGCCCUAGUGGUCCAGCCAAUUUUCCGUUCACCUGGUCUGAUUAUCAGCCCACGUCACCUAUGUGGCUAGAAGGGUACCACAGCAGACCAUGCUGAAAGCCUGCUUAGGGUAGACAAUAUCUACUACUCACCCCUUAUCUGCACAGUCACUCAUCUGACCGCAAAAGCCAGCCAGGUUGGUCAGCCAUGAUUUGGCAUUGGUAAGUCUGUGCUGGCUGCUCUCAGUCCCCUUCUUGUAUGCUGUGUGCCAGGAAGUGGUUUCUGGGAGCAUUUGCUCUGUAACUUUCCCAGAGACGAGGGCGAAGUUGACUGACCUGCAAUGUUCAGGACCCUCUUGCUUGGCAAUUUUGCAGGCUGGUGUAACAUUUGCCUUUUUCCAGCCAUCAGGAGCCCCCGUUUACCACUGUGACGUUUGAGCCCUCACAGGGACAUCAGCCACCCCCCUCGUGUGUAUCCUGUCUGGUGCCAUGGACUCAUGUGUGUCCAGCUGGCUUCAGCGAUCCUUCCCUUGAUCUUCUUCUGUGUAAUGCUGCAUUCUGACAGACUGCCUCAGGGCACAGGGACUUGGGAGGCCCAAGGAACAAGGCAAAAAGGCACACAUCACCUCAGCCUUUUCUGUGUCCUGUGUCACUAGUUCCCUUCCCCCACUCAGCACCAGGCCUUCCCGCAGAGGUCAGGGUGAUUGACAUCCCCCAUGGGGACCAGGGCCUGCAGUCAUAAGUCUUCCCUAGCUGUCUAAAGAAGAUGUACCCAUCACCUCCCAAGUCGUUAUUACCUGCUCUGAGGCAAGGCUCUGUGUGUUCAGGCUACUUCUUUGUGCAGAUCACAACGUCUUCUACUUAGCUCCUUGCUGCUCUUUCCCAAAGAGCCUGUGCCAUUUAUUGCAGCUCUCCACUCAUGUAAACUUCCCACCAUGCCUCUGUAGUCCCAGUGGGAUUGCACCUUUGCAGUUGUGCACAGACUCCUGAUUCCUGCUUGUUCCCCUGUUGCGUGUGUGUUUGUCCAGACUCUUGAAAUGGGGACCUUUCAUGGGGAAGUGAAGGAGCCUCCCCUAGCAUGCUGUUUCCCAGACAUCCUCACUGUCCCCCGCUUUUUUCCAGGCCUACCAGUCUGGGCCACCCGGUCUGCCUGGCCCCUGCCUGCCCUCCUUCCCCAGAAUCCCCACCAGUCCCCUCAGGGUCACUUGCCACCGCUUCCUGACCUGUGCCCACCUUGCAGGCAUCCCUUUUCAGGCCGUGAUGUGCCCAUCUCUAACGGCUCGGGUUUUCUGGUGUCUCCGGAUGGGCUUAUUGUGACCAACGCACAUGUGGUGGCAAACCGGCGGCGCGUGCGGGUGAAGCUGGCCAGCGGCGAGCAGUAUGACGCCGUGGUACAGGACGUGGACCAGGUUGCAGACAUUGCUACCAUCAAGAUCAAGCCUAAGCAUCCGCUGCCCACCCUGCCCCUUGGGCGUUCCUCCGAGGUGCGGCAGGGAGAGUUCGUGGUGGCCAUGGGCAGCCCGUUCGCCCUGCAGAACACCAUCACCUCUGGCAUCGUCAGCUCUGCCCAGCGGGGCAGCCGGGAGCUGGGCCUGACCGCCUCUGACAUGGAGUACAUCCAGACUGAUGCUGCUAUCGAUUUUGGGAACUCUGGGGGCCCCCUCGUCAACUUGGAUGGCGAAGUGAUUGGGGUGAACACUAUGAAGGUGACAUCAGGCAUCUCUUUUGCCAUCCCCUCAGACCGGCUGCGGAAGUUCCUGCAAAAGGAGGAGCAGCGCAAAAGCUCUUGGUUUGGCAAUGCAGAGACAAAGCGCCGUUACAUAGGGGUAAUGAUGUUGACUCUUACACCAAGCAUCCUGGCUGAGCUGAAGCUGCGUGACCCCAGCUUCCCCGAUGUCUCCCAUGGAGUGCUAAUCCACAAGGUGAUCAUUGGCUCCCCAGCCCAUCAGGCAGGGAUGAAGGCAGGUGACGUUGUGCUGGAGAUCAACGGGCAGGCAUCGCGCCGCGCAGAGGAUGUGUACGAGGCAGUACGGACACAGCAGAGCCUGGCCUUGCUGGUGCGGCGUGGCUAUGACACUUUGCUGGUGAGCGUUGUCCCUGAGGUCACGGAGUAGCAGUGCUGUCGCGCAGGCCGCUGCAGGCACUGGCUGGUGGUGCUGGCCGAGAGCCGAGGACGUGGGACUGAGCCAUGUCUGCGCCAGUCAGGGAGAGACUGAGAGCUUGCGAGGGACUGGAAGAGGCCAGGCAGAGGGGCCUGGCCCGGUGCUUGGGUGGACUCGUGGUGCAACUGUUCCCCUCUGUACUCAAAUAAAGCACUUUUCUAGG